GCCCUCAGGCCCUCGAGGCAGUGAAACCCAUCAGCCUUGUGGAACCCUCUGAUCUGGACACCUCUGAACCCUCCGUCCACCGCGCUGUUGAUCCCCCCUUCGGCCUAUUGCUAAAUUAAGACUUGUCUCCUGAAUACUGUCAAAUAUCUCUUCUCUGUCAUUCAUUCUCUUAUUCUUUUUUUCUAUAUCAUAGACCCAUAGAUUCAGUUGAUCCACUAAUCAGCCCUGAUAGACCCUCCCAUCCGACUCUAUCCUCACAAUUCUAUUAUCACCUCCAGCCGACCACCGCAAGGUCUACCAGUUCGGAAAUUGACUGAAUGUCUCGCGAGACCUCUCCUCGGCGAAUGGAAAUACUGUCACCGGUAGUAUAUUCUUGAGCACCUACUGUUUCGCGUCUUUGUGAUUGUAAGAGGAGGUGCGGGUUCUGCUGCUUGCGGCUCACAGCACCGAGCACAUCGCCAUUGUCGACCCCUGUUCCAAUACACGAGCCGACAGCUGCUUGAUAUCGCCUACAGGAGGAACGUGACAGCCCUCACACAAUGUCGCCGCAUUGUCCCGCGAACUUCACCACCACCAUAAACCGUUGGUACAUCGAUACCCGGCCAUAUGUGCCCCAACCACACAAUCCCAAGUCGCUCCACUCCCUCCCUUUGCUCUCGACCUUACAGCAUUCCGAUGAAGAAGCCAUUACUAGGUUUAUCCGCCCCGCUGACCGAUUCAUGUCCCUUGCAAGCGCCCUGCUAAAGUACACCUUCAUCCACCGCCGCGCGAAGAUCCCCUGGUCUGAGGUCCAGAUCUCACGAACACCAGCACCUCAUCGACGUCCGUAUUGGGAACCGCCCGAGAACUGGUCCACCACUGACAUUUACGACGACAGUGACCCUACUGAAGAAGAGUCUCGCCCGAUAAGAGGCCUUGAAUUCAAUGUCUCUCACCAAGCCGGCCUCGUCACCAUCGUCGGGUGCUCUACACCCACCCCCCAGCUUCCUUCAUCUGUCAUUCCGAACCCUGGUCCGCUCUCACCCACAGUUCUAGAUUCUCUGGCGCAAAUAGAUCUCUCUAGCCAUCCAACAUGCACAGCUUUUGAACAUCCUGAUCUCGUCCGCCUAGGAGUGGAUAUAGCCUGCACAAAUGAAGACAAGCGCACCCCCAAGGAUCUCACCACACAGUCCAAAUUCGACGAGUGGAUCGAAAUUUUCGCCGAGAUGUUCUCUGACCGCGAGAGACGCCACAUGCGUCAAAUGCCGAUCCACAUCCCCAUCAAAGAGCGCGAGGAAGGCGAGUGGGGAAGUGAUUCGAGCUCGUCGUCGGCUGCUUCCUCGCCGACAGACGGACCCGGCGGUGGAAACACCAAGUUCUUCCAGAAUCAUGAGGCCAGGAUCAUCAAUAUGAAGUUGCGCCGGUUUUAUGCGUAUUGGAGCCUGAAGGAGGCGUAUAUUAAGAUGGUGGGCGAAGGACUGCUGGCGAGUUGGUUGAGAGAACUCGAAUUCCUUGAUGUACAUGCUCCUCCGCCUCCACCAUUGCCCAAGCAUGAUGGGCCCCCGUCCACCGCCUCGAGUUACCAGCCAAAGAACAGCAGUAACACACACAGCAUUAUAGAGUCACAAGGCAUGCCCCUUCCUGCAUCUGCCGAUAUAUAUGCGCACAGGAAAUCCCUGGCGAAUGUUCCUUCUGUACCACCGGUCGACACAUCUAUUCCGAGUGGUGGGCGUGCAGCGGCACCCCCAGACAUGUACGCUAAGCGCGAAUCUGUUGAGAGCAUUCUCCCACCUCCCGGCUCAUCCUCCGACACGCACCGUCGAAAAUCCUCGGUUCCUGCUGCCGACAUGUAUGCGCAGAGAAAAGCAUCCUUCGCCUCCCCGUUGGAGGGCAAACCCAGAAAGCUCUCCAUACCUGCAACCACAAUAGCCCCGUCCCAUUCUCACGCGCGCAACCGUUCACACGAUUACCUCUCUCCCUUCGCAGACUCCCCCAGCACCCCUUCCCUUCUUGAACCACACUUCCCGGCGCCUUCAUCGCCCAACGGCAGCGGCACGGGACAUCAUCCUUCCCCUGUUGAAACCGCCAAGUGGACACCCCCGCAGCAAGCUGAAAGGGGCAUGACCACGCUGCUCCGCGGCAAGCGGGUCGAAGACGUACAGAUCGAGCUUGUGGCGUAUGACCAGGACUUCAUGAUCGCCACAGCCACGAGAGGCGUCAAGGAAAGACCGAUAUCGGGUGGCGAUGGCGGUGCUGGCUGGGGUGAAGGGAGUGGAUGGUGGUUGAGGUUGGACAUUGAGCAGGAUAUUAGACCCUGUGCCGAGGGCUGGUGUAGCUGUUUAGAAGAGUAGAACUCAGAUUGAGCAUUUCCCUUUCCUCCGUGUUCAAAGAAAGAGAAAAGGGAAGAGCAAAACGGGCAGACACAAUGAUGAUGAUGAUUCGUUCUUCUA
This is a messenger RNA of Cladophialophora immunda, 2429 nucleotides long. RefSeq lists its product as uncharacterized. NCBI's taxonomy places the organism in Eukaryota, Fungi, Ascomycota, Eurotiomycetes, Chaetothyriales, Herpotrichiellaceae. The transcript has a single exon. Bases 540 to 2330 code for a protein of 596 amino acids. The record is from RefSeq and is a predicted model, not a curated record. Gene Ontology annotation, molecular function: holo-[acyl-carrier-protein] synthase activity; magnesium ion binding. Gene Ontology annotation, cellular component: cytosol.